Molecule: messenger RNA, 1626 nt
Organism: Thelazia callipaeda (thelaziosis nematode)
Lineage: Eukaryota; Metazoa; Nematoda; Chromadorea; Rhabditida; Thelaziidae
Source: the annotation of a GenBank genome assembly
AUGUCAAAUGGUCGCGUUUGCAGUCAUCGAAAAUCAGAAACAGAUCUUGAACAGACUACUGAUGUGAUCUAUGUAUGCAGUAAUGAUAUUGAACUAGCUUCAUUUCCAGCGGAGAAGUCAAAGUCAAGCGUGAAAGUAUUAAGCGCAAAUAUUAAGAGUGAAGAAGGACAAUUGGUCUGCAGUGUAACUGAAAACGAGGAAAAUAUCCUUGAUUUACAUCCUUUAACGGCAGCUUCUGCUGUUAAUCUUGAGGUAGCAGCUGUUAAAAAUAAGACUUGUGAAAUGAACAAACCGAGAACUAUUGUAUCAUUGAUUAAUAAUCGAUAUGAGGUAUUAGACAAUAUCAACUUUGGAGGUUACGGAUUUAUAUUUACUGCCCGUGAUACUUUUACAGGAAAGAAAGUGGCAGUCAAGUUGAUCAGUAGUUCAGUCGCGAGUGCCAACGUAUAUUUGCAGCAUGAAUAUGAGGUAUACAAUGCUAUGAAAGGCGAGUUCGGAGUUCCGGAAGUUUACUGGUCGGGUACUGAAUUUAACCACGAAAUCCUGGUCAUGCAGUUACUUGGGCCUUCACUUUCUCAACUUCACAAAUAUUGCAAUCGUAAUUUCUCUGACGAGGAUAAAUCUUAUCUUCGUGUGGGGAAUAUUGCUUGUUCUGAUUUUUAUAAAGCCAUGAUUUGGCGUGGAGAACGUAUUUUAUUGUCCUACUCACAGAUAUUUUGGAUUACUAUAAGUCAAAUCGGACAACAAAUGCUGCAUCGCCUUCAGAUUCUGCAUUCAAGUGGAUUCGUGCAUCGUGAUGUAAAACCAGAUAAUUAUCUUAUGGGUAUCGGAGAUGAUGAAGAAAAGUGUUAUCUUAUCGAUUAUGGACUUGCUCAGCGUUACAUAUCUGAUGAUGAAGCUCGAAUACACAUCGCUUUCGAGAAAGAACGCCGUUUAAUUGGCACUACCACAUACGCAAGCAUUAAUAGUCAUAAAGGAUAUACUUUGAGUCGUCGUGAUGAUUUAGAAAGUUUGGGUUAUAUUUUGAUAGAAUUUAUCAAUCGUAGUUUACCAUGGAUCCGUGAGCAAAAAACAUUAUUGAGAAAAGCAAAGUCAGCAAGAAAACAAGUAUUCAGUUUGGUAAGAGCUAUGAAAGAAGGUAUUAAGUGGGGUUCUGUCUGUCCAAAAAUGGCGGAUUGGAUGGAGUACUGCAGUAAACUUGGUUUCGACGAGAAAAAUAUAGUUGCAUGCGCAUUACAGCCCGAUUAUGAUUAUUUGAGAAAAAUCAUAGAGUCAAUUUCGCGUCCAUCCGAAAAAUCGAGUUUUAAUCAAGAGUGUGACCAGCAGGGACAGCAAACUACAUUCCCUCCAAAUUUAGACAAGUCUGAUGAAGAAACAAAGCGUUACAGCUGGAUAAUUCUUCGAGAAAGCUCUUUCAAUGCAAAACAUACUUUCGAAAGAUUGUACAGUUUUGAUAACGGAGUGAUUAUUACAGGCAAACGAGAUAAAUUGUCACGAAGGAAGAAGUACCGUCAAUCAGCCACUAAAAUAGUGUAUUAUGCUUUAGAAGCUUUGUAUAUCAAAUCUGACUUUGAUAAAGAAUGCGCAACUUAUUUUAGCGUUUUAAAUUUCACAGCGAUGAAAUGA